Molecule: messenger RNA, 953 nt
Organism: Spodoptera frugiperda (fall armyworm)
Lineage: Eukaryota; Metazoa; Arthropoda; Insecta; Lepidoptera; Noctuidae
Exons: 1
Coding region: 148-426 (92 amino acids)
Source: RefSeq, a predicted model, not a curated record
CAUGCUUAUAAUCACGAUAUUUAAGACACGGAACGCCAAACCGCUGUCAACUGUCAAUGUCAACGUCAUACUUGACAAACUCAAAGGCAGAACCACGUUGUUGUGUUUGUUUGGGAAUCGUCGUGUAGUUCAAAGUAAAACGUAAAUAUGGCUCAAGGAAAACUGAAAGUAAAAAGCAAAUUGCCUGCUGGAGCGAAAGCAAAGAAAAACAAGAAUAAGGCCGGUAAAGCGGUGACCAAACGUCCAAACGCGCCGGUAAAGAGUAAAACUGCCGCUGAACGGAAUAAGAUGAAGACGAAUGUGUCGAAGAUGGUGAAUGCUGCAGCUGAACAGCAGUUGAGAGCUUUAGCGACGAAUACUCCUCAAUUGUCUGCGGCACAGCAACGAGUAGCUGCGGCUCCCACAGCGCCUGCCCCAGCGAAAUAACCUAACUUCUAAACGACGUUCUUCGUGUAAAUUAUUGUGCGUAACUUGUUGUUAUACGUUAUUAUAACUCAGACAUUUAAUACAAAUCACUGACAAUUAAUAAUAGACAUAUUGUAAAGAAAAAAGCCUCUAAUUCCUUAACUUAUUGGAAAACAUUGAUGUUACAACAACUUACAACAGGUUAGCCAAGAUUGUGUAAAAAUUUUUUCUGUCUGUGACGGUAUGGUCUAGGUAGGUAUGUAUUCAGCCUAUUAUGUUGUGGUAUAUUCAAAUGUCAUUAACUUAUCAUUAAAGUAUUACUAUACAAUGUAUAUUACAUUUGUGAGUAAAUUAAAAUAUAUCCAGUAACAACUAUGUAAGCAAAUGACCAAAAAUCUAUUUCUACAACUACUGUAUGUUAAUGGAGUCUAUUCUGCACUUACUUCAAUGUAUCUUUACAAACAUUUUGUAAUAUAAAAAUAUAAACUUGUGAAAUAUUAGAAUUAUAAGUGAAGUUUAAUCUUUAAAUUAAAACUAUUUUUGUUUUA